GUCAGACGCUCGAUCCUGCUCCCUCGGAAUCACUGUCAGCUCGCCGCAUGACAUCCAUCCCAAGACAAUGAGCCGCUCUGUUUCACCGUCACCCUCCGCCUCUGACAAGGAGCAUGCGUUGUCUGCAUCGUCAGAUUCCGACCGCUCGUCAAGCACUCGUCCCCAGCUCGGAAAGCGCAAACGCUCGACGAUUCUACGCCAGACUACAACGGACGAAAGCCCGGAGGUAGAUGAAGAAGAUGUCCCUGCUCUUUCUCAUGCUGAGAGAAGGAGGCAAAAGAAGAAGCAGAAGAUGCAAAAAGGAGAUCAGCCGGCCAAGUCGCCUGAGGCCACCCACUCUGACCCAAAAUCUCGGGACGCAAAAACCGAAUCAUCGGCCAAACGCCAGCAUUCUGUUUGGGUCGGGAACCUGUCUUUCAAGACGACAGAGGAUGCACUCAAGGCAUUCUUCGAUGGCGUCGGCGACAUCACUCGCAUUCACUUGCCACUCAAACCUCCAGUGAACGGACAGCGUGGGCCUGGCGUUCGAAAAGAGAAUAGAGGCUUUGCAUACGUUGACUUUGCAACUGCCGGCGCCAAGCAAGUCGCCAUCGCAAUGUCGGAACAAAAUCUUGACGGCCGGAGAUUACUGAUCAAAGAUGGCGACGACUUCACUGGCCGUCCUGCUCCCUCUGCAGAUAGCGAAACAACAGCAAGUUCGGAUGCUCAAACCAAAAGCGCACGAAAAAUCCUCGCCGCCCAAAAGCAGCCCCCGGCACCUACUCUGUUCAUCGGGAAUUUGGGCUUCGAGGCAACGGAAGAGAGUAUUAGGGGAAUGCUAGAAGCGCACAAAAAGAAAGGCGUGAAUGGGAAGCAACGGGAUGAGCAAGCUAACCCGGACCUGCAAGACAACGAUAAGGUUGCCGAUCAGUGGAUACGCAAGAUUCGUCUGGGAACUUUUGAAGAUACGGGCAAGUGCAAAGGCUGGGCUUUCGUUGACUUCGUUUCGGUGGAGGCUGCCACCUGCGCCCUCGUGAAUCCCAAGAAUCACAAGUUGGACGGCAGGCAACUCAAGGUCGAGUAUGCAAGCGCGGACGCCGUUCGACGCGGUGGUGGGAGCAGCCUCAUGCCCGGGGCACCGACCAGCGGGGAAAAGGUCAAGCCAAGGAGGGGAAAAGGCGAUCAAGGGCCAGAAACGUCAGGAUUCAACCCGAAGAAACGGCGGAAUGGAGACGGAGACGGCCGUAAAAGUGCAUUUCGCAAGGAACGACGCUUCGAUGAUGAGCCGGGACUGGAAGCAGCACCCAUCGAGCAGGAGGAUGCGUUUGUGGCGACCGCUCGUGCAGAGGACAGGCCCAGCAAGAUUGGCCCGGGAAAGGACCGCAGCUCGAGAUCGAAAUCCCGCGCCAAACCGGGAGCUGCGCUGGCUCAGGCGCAGAGGCAGUCGGUUGCCAUACAACCUGCUCAGGGUUCAAAGAUAGUGUUCUAAUUCCUGUCGGGCCAUGUUCAUCUUUGUCGGCGUUGGUGCUUCUCCUAUGUGUUGUACAUGCAGAAUCGUCGAGGCAUGGCGGCGCAUGCUUCUAACAAAGUAAAAGUUGGAUUCACCAAGGAUGC
Punctularia strigosozonata HHB-11173 SS5 is the source of this 1593-nucleotide messenger RNA. RefSeq lists its product as uncharacterized. Gene Ontology annotation, molecular function: RNA binding. NCBI's taxonomy places the organism in Eukaryota, Fungi, Basidiomycota, Agaricomycetes, Corticiales, Punctulariaceae. Bases 68 to 1468 code for a protein of 466 amino acids. The transcript has 4 exons. The record is from RefSeq and is a predicted model, not a curated record.